GUCUGAGGUUAUCCUCCAUCAAGAGUGAUUAUCUGACUAUUUGUAAUCUGAUGUGGAAUAAUAUGGUAACGUGAUAUUAUAAGUAUAUGUUGGAAUAGUUGUGACAGUUGGAAUAUCGUCGAUUAGAGAUCAAGUUGGAAAAUGACCAUCAUUGAUUAUGUACAAACGUUAUCGGACAAUCCUUAUUUCGGAGCUGGUUUUGGGCUCUUUGGGCUCGGCGCCGGCGCCGCAAUGCUUAGAAGAGGGAUGCAAGUAGGGUUGAUCCUUUUCAGGCGGCAUUAUAUGAUCACGCUGGAAGUUCCCUGUCGUGACAAAAGCUAUCAAUGGCUUCUGCAAUGGAUCACCCACAAAGGUGCUAAAAAAACUCAACAUCUUUCUGUUGAGACACAUUUCGAAAUGAAAGACACAGGCCACAUCAAGACUAAAUAUGAUUUCAUACCAAGCAUUGGUACACAUUUCUUUAGAUACAACAGCAACUGGAUAAAAGUGGAACGAACCAGAGAACAACAAACUCUUGAUUUGCACAUGGGCAUACCUUGGGAAACUGUUCAGCUGACAGCAUUUGGAAGAGACAAAAGCAUUUACUUCAACAUCCUUGAAGAAGCAAGGACAAUGGCCUUGAAGGAGCAUGAGGGAAAGACGAUAAUGUACACAGCAAUGGGAAGUGAAUGGAAACCUUUCGGACAUGCAAGGAAACGACGACCUUUAAACUCAGUGAUUCUGGAUGUUGGAGUGGGAGAGCGGAUUCUCAAUGAUUGCAGAGAAUUUAUCGACAAUCCUGGAUGGUAUAGCGAAAGAGGGAUCCCUUAUCGGAGGGGCUAUUUGCUUCAUGGUCCACCCGGCUGUGGCAAAUCAUCCUACAUAACGGCAUUAGCUGGUGAACUGGAGCGAGGCAUCUGCGUGUUAAAUUUGUCAGAACGUGGUCUUUCCGAUGACAGACUGAAUCAUUUGUUAGCUGUAGCUCCACAGCAAACAAUUAUUCUUCUUGAAGAUGUGGACGCUGCUUUCAUUAGUCGAGAGGAAUCAAAGGAAGUGAGAGCAGCGUUCGAUGGAUUGAAUAAAGUUACAUUUAGUGGCCUAUUAAAUUGCUUGGAUGGCGUAGCAUCUACAGAGGCAAGGAUUUUGUUCAUGACUACUAAUUACCUUGAAAGACUGGAUCCGGCCCUUGUCAGACCUGGUAGAGUUGAUGUUAAAGAAUACAUCGGUUGGUGUAGUGGUAGCCAAAUAGAACAAAUGUUCUUGAAGUUUUACAAAGUCCCAGGAAAAUCCACAGCAGAGUUAGCCUCCGAAUUUGCCAAAAGCGUAAUGGCUUUCAACCGGAAUGUCAGUCCUGCUCAAAUUCAAGGCUUCUUCAUGUUCCACAAGAAUGACCCUGAUUCAGUAAUCAAUAACGUAGCACAAAUAUGGGAACUCCAUUGAAAUAAUAGGUAAAUUCACACCAUGAGAUGGCUCAUUAUUUCGAAGAGUUUCCAGUACUACCAUGUACGAUCAACAUUACAAUAACCUUUGUGUACCUUUGCAAAAAUUAAAUGUCUACCCCCUUCUGUUCAUCGAAAAAAAACAAUUCGAGGAAAGGUAUUUGCUCUGAAGAAGGAAACUGGUUAUUAGUCAAUGUAAGUGAUCAAAAAUCGAACUAAUAAAUUUAUUGUUUUUAAUUGGUAGAAAUAAAUCGAUAGUUUUUAAAAACUGGUGACAAAA
Athalia rosae (coleseed sawfly) is the source of this 1698-nucleotide messenger RNA. It is a transcript of the gene Bcs1, whose product is annotated as mitochondrial chaperone BCS1. Gene Ontology annotation, cellular component: mitochondrial inner membrane. Gene Ontology annotation, biological process: mitochondrial respiratory chain complex III assembly; protein insertion into mitochondrial inner membrane from matrix. NCBI's taxonomy places the organism in Eukaryota, Metazoa, Arthropoda, Insecta, Hymenoptera, Athaliidae. The transcript is spliced from 7 exons. The coding region runs from base 142 to 1419 and encodes 425 amino acids. The record is from RefSeq and is a predicted model, not a curated record. Gene Ontology annotation, molecular function: ATP binding; ATP hydrolysis activity.